UUGUGGGAGUGUGUGUGUGUGGGUGGGUGUGUGUGUGGGUGUGGGCUACGGAGCCAAGAAAUCUUCCAUAGACGCGAGUCUGUGCUUCUUCAUCGACAGGAUCUGCGAGGAGGAGUUGCUUCAUGUGGGUUCGCGGAGGAAUUUGACCUGCGGGCGGCCGUUGCGAGGAAGUUAUUAUGGUUAUUCCAGUCGCGAGCUUCGCCUCCUCGGAAGAUUGGCUACAUUUGAGUUGUAGUGGCGGUGAACUGCGACCUUGUGGUUGUUGGCCUUUGUGGGCGUCUUCAUGCUCUUCGCAAGCUCGCGAUUGCCUUGCAUACAGGAACAGGGAUUCGAGAAUUGUUCAAGCUUUUCAGCUCCAUCAAAGAAACAUUAAUUUUAGGAGGGAAGGCGAAGCUCCUUCCAUCUGCCAUGAAACCAUCAAUCCUUGCCAUUUUUCUCGUCGUGUCCCCAACAAACUCCUCUUCUAGGCUGAAAUCUGUUGAUUCUCUCAAGUUACUGAACCGCAGCUUCUUGCUGUUACCAUUCUAAAUCUUCCAUUUCUGAGAAUAGUUGACCCACACCCUAAUUCCGUCUCCAGUCACCCUCAGUCUACCAGAUCGUCGCAAAUUUUCAAGUUUACCAAAUUCGCACAAUAUAGCUGAGGCCGUAAUAACAUUAUUCGAAACAUGGGACCUAAAAGUUGAUGAACACAGCUACAGCAACUGUUGAUUCAAUCUUCACUUAAAAGCAAUUAAGCAACAAAUUUUGAUAUUCGAUUCAAUAGCGUUGCAAUCAUGAAUCAGGUAACGAGGUCUUCCAAUCUGCGUGUAGCGGAGGCCGAAAUGAUGACAAAAUCGUUACAACAGGAGAAUGACAUUCUACGUUUUCAGCUCAAUGACCUCAUCAACCGUGAGAAAAACCAAAGACUCGAGCUACAAAGGCUGCGGGCACAUCGAGAUGUAGAAGUGUCUGCUCUGGUGAAUGCAUCCACACAACAGUUGAAAGGAGAGGUGGAGCGAUUAAAGGGGUUGUUAGAGCCUACAUCCUCGAGCCUUUCUCAAGCCCUCGCAGAGAAGGACAAGAUUGUCAAUGAGAAGGAGCAACUCUUGGCCGAGGUUGAGAGAAUGAGGAAAACAACUGAAGACGACGAAAAUACGCAUGGUGGACGGGUGCAAAUCCUCGAAACCAUCAUCGCCAAGAGCCAGGCUAUGACUAGCACCAUCUUGCAGAGUGUGGAAGCGUUCCAAAGACAUGUGCUACCAAAUUUCAAAGUCGUCAACGGUCAGAUCAACAAAUCAAGCAAAGCAAAUGACCCGGAUGGACCAAACAAACUCCUAGACGAGUUGCAAAAGUUGGAGGCUGGGAUUGCAUUGCUUCGUGUAAUCGUGGAUGCAAAGAACGACACUCUUGUUCUUAUCCGUGGCAAGUUGAAACAAGAGAAUGAGGAGCUUAGAGCUGAGUUGGCAAAGGCAACAGAAUCGCCUUCGAUUCAGCACGAGGCAGCACCCACUCAACAAGAAGCAUCCCGUGACCAUGAGAGUCACGUUGAAAAGGAUCUCCUAAGGCAUGAGAUUCACGCGUUACAGGACCUAUAUUCUACAAAAUUUAAGCAGAUGCAGGCGAUGUUGAAGGCAUAUCAACAAGCGGAGACUACUCAACAGGCUAGCUAUAAUGAAAUUCGACGAGAGUGCCAGUCGUUACAAGCACGGCUAGCGACUGUUGAAGCAUCGCGUUGUCAACUCGAAGAAAAUCUUAAGGAUGAAACCUCGGCCCGUUCUCAACUUGUAACAAACAUAUAUCACAUGCGAAAGGAAAACGAGGCAUUAAAGUCGGAACUCGAAAUGGUGAAAGUGAAUCAGAAGUUCUUCAGAGGGCACGCAAGGAAAGGCCGACUUCCUAUGGAUAAGAUGGAUUUGGUAAAUACUGUGAAUCAGUUGCUGUUGGAGAAUAGCAAAUUGAGGAAUGAUAAUGUGACGCUCGAGGAAGACGUGAAGACACAACGACGAUCGAAUGUGCUUGAGAGGGUCAAAAGUGUUGUCACAGCUCGAGAUGUGGCCUUGUGUGCAAGCAACAAGGUGGGAGACUCGGAAUUGGCAAGCAAGCUAGCUAGGGUCCGGCUACAACAAUUUGGUGGCCAGGGUUCACUCGCACAACUUGCAUUCAUGAAUGGAAACGCUGGUUUGAGCCCGACCAUGAGCCCCCAUUUGCUAGGUGAAACUUUAGGAUUUGCCGGCUGGAGUUCACCAAGUGCAGAGGCCACAGCAACUACAAAGCCCACAAAGAUGGGUGAUAUUUAUAAUUCGGGACACGCAGACAUUGCUCAGCAUGGUGGCCUGAGAGAACGUGGAAGUUUAAGUAGGUAGUAUCUUACUUUGAGUAUACAUGACAACCCAACCAAGUCACGCUCAUUGGCAAAAUCAAUUCAACGUUACGACUGGUGUAAUCUCUUACGCUGUGGUGUGCAAGGAAGAAAUCGAAAUACUUCACUGAAAGACUUACACGGAAGGCCAUGACAUCUAAGCGUUGUUAAAUUGCUACUGCGGGGUUGGAAAUUGUGAAAUUCUCAGUUGUAUAAUAGCAGGCUUCUACACUGGGAGAAUAUACCAAUGUUGAGGUCUUUGGUAAUUUUGUGGUUGAGCCUUGGAAGAAGCGAAGAGAUGUGAAUGCUAAAGCCUUCUCGUUUCAAGUUUUGUAAGGUUGGGUCCAGUAAGAAUUGAACAGGACUACAAAUUGUGGAGAAUUUGUUGAAGGUAUUGAAGACUCUGAAUGUCUUCUUCCUUUUGAACCUACUAAGAGAGUAGAGCAUGUAUCGACUUCUAGCAGAAAUAAACUUCUGUAUCUUGCGAAAUGACAACAAAGCAGAUCUCCUUAUAAUGAAUGAUA
Molecule: messenger RNA, 2862 nt
Organism: Physcomitrium patens
Lineage: Eukaryota; Viridiplantae; Streptophyta; Bryopsida; Funariales; Funariaceae
Source: RefSeq, a predicted model, not a curated record